Sesamum indicum (sesame) is the source of this 1894-nucleotide messenger RNA. Its product is annotated as protein PIN-LIKES 7. NCBI's taxonomy places the organism in Eukaryota, Viridiplantae, Streptophyta, Magnoliopsida, Lamiales, Pedaliaceae. The record is from RefSeq and is a predicted model, not a curated record. Gene Ontology annotation, cellular component: membrane. Gene Ontology annotation, biological process: endoplasmic reticulum to cytosol auxin transport.
UCAUUAAGAGAGAGAGAGAGAGACGUUGAUAUAUAUUGGGCGCAGAGUAGUAGCUAUAGCCAACUUCACCAGCUGCAUCAUCUCUCAAUUCCUCUCAAUACUGCGGCUAUUUUCAUUCAUCUCAGUUGUAUACAGCUCAACCAUACUUACAAAAAAUUCACACUGUGAAACAAACAGGCAGGAGACACACAACCGCACUAUAUAUACUUACAAAGAUUCACACACACACACACAUACAUACAUAUAUAUAUAGAGAGAGAGAGAGAGUAACAAGGGAAAAUGGGGUUCUGGUCGUUGUUGGAGAUAUCGUCGAUGCCAAUACUGCAGGUGCUUAUAAUUAGCGUAUUGGGAGCUUUCAUGGCAACUGAUUAUCUGAAGCUUCUGCCACCUGAUGCCAGAAGGUCUUUGAACAAAAUAGUUUUUGUGGUCUUCACUCCAUCACUCAUAUUUGCAAGUCUAGCAAAGACCGUGCGCUUUCAAGACAUCAUCGCAUGGUGGUUUAUGCCUGUUAACGUCGGCAUAACUUUUCUCAUCGGAGGGGGACUCGGAUGGGUAGCGGUCAAGAUACUGAGACCACAGCCACAUCUCCAAGACCUCAUCAUUGCUAUAUGUGCAACAGGAAACUUGGGAAACAUUCUGCUGAUAAUAAUCCCAGCCAUCUGCAAGGAGGAUGGGAAUCCCUUUGGAGAAGAGGCUGUUUGCACCAGAGUUGGCCUCUCAUAUGUUUCUUUCUCAAUGGCUCUUGGAUCCUUCUACAUAUGGACCUAUACUUACCACUUGAUACGGCGCGCCGCAUCAAAAUACAGAGCGAUGUUGGAAGACGCCGAGGAGCCGUCGAAGGAGGCGAACAAGGAUUUGGAGGCGAAUGAGAGAACUCUUCUUCUCAGUGGAGAAGAGCAUGUCCCUGUGUCCUCCAAUGCCGGCGAAGAUCAUUCUAGGAAAGUGCCUAGGAAUGAUCAGUGGAAGCAGAGUGCAACAGUGUGGAGUCAAAUACUGGGAAUUUUCCAUCAGAUAGUGGAAGAGCUAAAAGCACCUCCAGUCCUUGCUGCAAUUAUUGGACUCAUAUUUGGAGGAGUAACAUGGCUUCGGAACCUUAUCAUCGGUGAAAAUGCUCCGCUUAGAGUGAUCGACGAUUCUGUUAAAUUACUUGGGGAUGGAACUAUUCCUUGCAUCACUCUCAUACUUGGAGGCAACCUAACACAAGGGCUAAGCAAGGCGAGGUUGAAAUCAACGACAGUAGUCGCAGUGAUUUGUGUGAGAUACGCAAUACUUCCUGCAGUCGGGAUUGGCGUGGUGAAACUAGCUUCACAUUUAGGCUUUCUCCCCUCUGAUCCUCUCUACCACUUCGUGCUCAUGCUUCAGUUCACUGUUCCACCUGCUAUGAAUAUCGGUACCAUGACACAACUCUUUGAUGUGGCACAAGAAGAAUGCUCAGUCCUGUUUCUUUGGACUUACUUGGUUGCAGCCCUCGCUCUUACCGGCUGGUCGACGGUCUUCAUGUGGAUCUUGACCUAAUUGGCACGGCGGACGGCAUGGUAUGAUGCCGAUUUUUAAAUGAAAACACACAGUCCGUGCAACCGAGAGCUCUCGGAAGAGAUGCAGUGAAACACAUAGAAGCAACGUAUAAAGUUCGAAAACGAGCAUUGGUUUCUAGUACUUAGGUAUUCUGCUUGGGCAAUUCUUUCUAGUCAGGUGCAUCUUCUAUGGAUAAAAUGUAUUACCAUGUAAGUUCAAUGAUUUUGGGUAAAUCAGAUGCAUUAUAUUCAUGUUUUCAGGAUGUAAUUCUCUGUUCACAACAGUUAUAUAUCAACAUCCAACCAUGGAUCAAGGUAUCAGAUAUCGGCUGGUACGUAUACGGAUCAGUCAGUGUCGAUCGGAUAUAAUUGUUCGAUUC